Messenger RNA from Lacerta agilis (Sand lizard), 3033 nucleotides. RefSeq names its product transmembrane O-mannosyltransferase targeting cadherins 2 (gene TMTC2). The transcript has 14 exons. The coding region runs from base 30 to 2546 and encodes 838 amino acids. Gene Ontology annotation, molecular function: mannosyltransferase activity; protein binding. Lineage: Eukaryota; Metazoa; Chordata; Lepidosauria; Squamata; Lacertidae. The record is from RefSeq and is a predicted model, not a curated record. Gene Ontology annotation, cellular component: endoplasmic reticulum membrane. Gene Ontology annotation, biological process: protein O-linked glycosylation via mannose.
GCAGCAGCAGCAGCAGCAGCAGAGGAGAGAUGAUCGCGGAGUUGGUGAGCAGCGCCCUGGGGCUCGGCCUCUAUCUCAACACCCUCGGCGCGGAUUUCUGCUACGAUGACAGCCGAGCUAUCAAGACAAACCAGGAUCUUCUUCCCGAAACGCCAUGGACUCAGAUAUUCUACAAUGACUUCUGGGGCACUCUCCUUACUCACAGUGGGAGUCACAAGUCGUAUCGACCUCUCUGUACGCUCUCUUUUCGAAUAAACCAUGCUAUUGGAGGAAUGGAUCCUUGGAGCUACCACCUUGUCAAUGUCCUCUUACAUGCUGCAGUCACAGGUCUUUUCACAAACUUUUCCCGAAUAUUGUUUGGCGAUGGAUAUUGGACCUUACUGGCUGGCUUGCUGUUUGCUUCGCAUCCCAUCCAUACUGAAGCGGUUGCAGGAAUUGUAGGAAGGGCUGAUAUUGGAGCUUGCCUUUUCUUUCUGCUUUCCCUAGUCUGUUAUACUAAACACUGCUGCACAAGGAACUACUCAGAAGGAACCUGGGGCUGGAUCUUGGGUGCAGGGCUAUGCGCCACUUGCAGCAUGUUGUGGAAGGAGCAAGGAGUGACUGUUCUAGCAGUUUCAGCCGUUUACGACGUCUUUGUAUUUCAUAGGCUAAAAAUGCACCAAAUCAUUCCUGCUGUCUAUAAGCGGAAGAAUUUACCCCUUCUUUUGAGCAUUGGUUUAUUGAUCUUCUGGGGAGCUUUGCUACUAGGUCUUCGCUUUUAUUGGAUGGGGAACAAACCUCCCAGCUUUUCCAACUCUGACAACCCAGCAGCUGACUCGGAGAGUUUUCUAACACGAACCUUGACCUUUUUUUAUCUGCCAACCAAAAAUCUUUGGCUAUUGCUGUGCCCGGACACUCUUAGCUUUGAUUGGUCCAUGGAUGCUGUGCCUCUUCUCAAAACAGUCAGUGACUGGAGGAACCUACACACAGUGGCCUUUUACGCUGGACUUCUCCUCCUUGCUUACACCGGUUUGAAAAGCUCCAGCAAAGAGAGAGAAUGCAAUGGGAAAAACGUAACAAAUGGCAAGCAGAACACCAAUGGCCAUAACUGCCUAUCAGAAAUGGAGUAUAAAAGCUUGGAGUUGAAGCCCAGCUUUGUAUCUAAAGAAGAAAACGGCAUUAACAAACACUUGCCGCAGAGACCGCAACUCCCCUCAACUGAGAAUAUUGUAGUUCUGUCUCUGUCCUUAUUAAUUGUGCCCUUUAUUCCGGCCACAAACUUUUUUUUCUAUGUAGGCUUUGUGAUAGCAGAGCGUGUCUUGUAUAUACCUAGUAUGGGCUUCUGCCUGCUGAUCACUGUGGGCACCAGGGCCCUCUACAUCAAAGCCCAAAAGCGUUUUCUGAAGAACUUGUUUUUUUUUGCCACUGCUGCAUUAAUAUUUUUCUAUGGACUCAAGACUUUUGUCAGGAAUGGGGACUGGCAGAAUGAAGAGAUGCUGUAUAAGUCAGGGAUAAAAGUAAAUCCAGCUAAAGCAUGGGGUAACCUUGGAAAUGUUCUGAAGAGUCAGAGCAAGAUUUCUGAAGCUGAAAGCGCCUAUAGAAAUGCCUUGUACUACCGCAGCAACAUGGCUGAUAUGCUUUAUAAUUUAGGGCUGUUGCUACAGGAGAACAGCAGGCUUUCAGAAGCACUACAUUACUAUAAAUUGGCCAUUGGAAGCAGACCUACUUUAGCCUCUGCCUAUUUAAAUACUGGUAUCAUCUUAAUGAACCAAGGCAAGGCUGACGAAGCCAGGAAGACAUUCCUGAAAUGUUCAGAAAUUCCUGAUGAAAAUUUGAAAGAUCCACAUGCUCACAAGAGCUCGGUUACUAGCUGCCUUUAUAAUUUGGGGAAACUCUACCAUGAACAAGGACAGUAUGAGGAUGCCCUUACAGUUUACAAAGAAGCAAUACAGAAAAUGCCAAGGCAGUUUGCACCACAAAGUUUAUAUAACAUGAUGGGGGAAGCCUACAUGAGACUCAGCAGAUUACCUGAAGCAGAACACUGGUAUGUGGAAUCACUGCGGGCCAAAACAGACCACAUCCCAGCCAUCUCUCACCUAACAUGGCUGAUGUUACACUGUUUGACAGGAAAGAAGAGUGAAGCAGAAAAGUAUUUCUUAAAGGCAAUUCAGCUAGAUCCCACCAAGGGAAACUGUUAUAUGCAUUAUGGCCAGUUUCUCUUAGAAGAUUCUCGCCUAAUAGAAGCAGCAGAGAUGGCAAAGAAAGCAGCUGAAUUGGAUAACACAGAGUUUGAUGUUGUCUUCAAUGCAGCUCACAUGCUCAGACAAGCUAGCCUCAAUGAAGCAGCUGAGAAGUAUUAUAAAAUGGCAGCUGAGCUGAGACCUCACUAUCCAGCUGCCCUAAUGAAUCUGGGGGCAAUUCUUCAUCUCAACGGCAAACUUCUGGAGGCAGAAUCAAACUAUCUCCAUGCCCUUCAGUUUAAACCAGAUGAUGUCAUCACACAGUCAAAUCUACGCAAACUCUGGAAUAUUAUGGAAAAACAAGGCUUAAGAACAUCUAAAACAUGACCUGAUGUGCAUUGGAAGGGGGGAAACUCGGAACCUUUCUUUGCAAAGAGUGAGAGAAGUCUAAUCCAGAACAACUUCCAGGGUGCUAUUUUGUUGAGUGCUCUUGUUGGACCGCACUGCAAGUGUCGAAGGUUGUAAUUGCUGCUAGGAGAACCUACAGGGCUGCUUCUUGGUGUGACAUUUUGAUAAUGAGAGAAAGGUGGAAACUCUCUCAGGAGUUUCAUGAAGGACUUGAUAGUUACUCCCACAAGCAUAAAAAUGAAUUAGAUUUGAAACUGGAGCACUUGAAAGGGGGGCCCUUUCGAGCAUAUUUGCCAGGCCAUCGUAGUCGUUUUCACAUUGCUCAUUUUCAUGUGGUUUCUGGUAGAAAAAUCAUGCUGGCCUAUAUAACAUCCAUCCAGUCAACAUGGGAUUUUAGUAAAGGAUAUAGACUGGCUUAAGUUAUUUUCUGAGGCUGUAAUUCAUUAAAAUGUAUACUAAAACCCAA